CGGUCUCCAGUUGGCGGUUGAGAGAUGGCGGAUACUUUGAGUGUUGGGAUAAAUCUGGAUGCGUUCGCUCAUGCCAUUAAUGCCAUCCAGCAGCUUCGGUCUAGUGUUACCCGAGUUUUUGACACGCUCAAGGAUGGAAUGAAAAAUAAAGAGAGCCUGGAGGGCAGGGAAAAGGCCUUUAUCAGCGACUUUCAGGAGAAUCUUCAUGCUGUCAACAGGGACUUGAAUGAGUUGGAACGUCUGAGUAAUCUGGUGGGGCGGCCAUCAGAGAGCCACCCACUCCAUAACAGUGGUUUAUUGAGCCUUGAUCCAGUGCAAGACAAAACCCCCUUGUAUAGUCAACUUUUGCAGGCAUACAAGUGGUCCAACAAGGUCAGAUGCUUUCUUCUUUUGCUUCAGUACCAUGCCGGUCUAGCUUCCAGUCUGUUAAACCAGCAGUCUCUGAAACGUUCGGCGAUGCAAAUGGGUGUAUCUGCAAAACGCCGGCCGAAGGUUCAGCCUACCACACUCGCUCUGCCACCUCAAUACGUGGAUGAUGUUAUCGUACGGAUUGACAGAAUGUUUCCUGAUAUGUCCAUUCACUUGUCCAGACCAAAUGGUUCCUCAGCAGUUCUGCUGGUCACACUUGGAAAGGUAUUAAAAGCAAUAGUUGUGAUGAGGAGUUUAUUCAUUGAUCGAACAAUUGUUAAAGCAUAUAAUGAAAACGUCUACACAGAAGAUGGGAAGCUGGACAUUUGGUCUAAGUCCAAUUACCAAGUCUUUCAAAAGGUGACUGACCAUGCUACUACAGCAUUGUUGCAUUACCAGCUGCCUCAGAUGCCAGAUGUGGUUGUCAGGUCUUUCAUGACAUGGUUGCGAAGUUACAUUAAAUUAUUCCAGGCAACAUGUCAACGCUGUGGAAAGUUUCUUCAGGAUGGACUGCCUCCCACAUGGAGAGAUUUCCGAACACUCGAGGCCUUUCAUGAUACUUGCAGACAGUAAUGCUUAACUCACUGUUUAGAAACUGAGAAUCGCAUUUGGAUAGAAUGAUGUGUACAACAAAGUGCACAGGACUUUGGGUAAUUGUGCCUAGCUUAAGAAUUUUAACGAUUUCCAGCAGAGAUGAAAUUCUUCCAAACUCAUUGUUUUUGAGCAGAAUUAUUUUCAGCCAAGUAACUUGGAGAUAAAAAUGAUAGUGCCUUCAGCUGGAUAAGUCUGCCACUGACCUGUUUUUUUUAAGGGAAAAAUAAAUUGAAAAACAGAGUUUCAUGUAUGAAAUAUAAUUUUGUAUUUAGAAUGCAUUUUCUGUUUGUUGUUCUCCAAAAUUAUUAUUUGUGUUUUUGGAACAAGGCAUCUCAUUAGUAUCAUCCAUGGCUGUCUUAGUGCAGUUUCUGAUCAAAUUAAUCAUUUAUUCAGCUGUCCCACUCAAACAUCCAGUCACUAUGUGCUUUAUAACAACCAUGUUCCCAAGGAUUAUGUCUUGACUUCGCUUUAUAUUUUUGUCACAUAUUUAGCUUGUUUCUUGUCCUGUUCUUUAUCUCACUAUAAAUUUUUACAGUAUUUUCAUCCCACUGACUGAACUAGUCAAUAAAAUGAUGAAGGCAUUUAACAAUAAAGCGUUGCAAACCAGCUAUAAAAUCAAAAUUCAGAUUUCUCAACUUUAACUAACAUCCAUACUUAAACUUCCCCAUCAUCACAGCUGGCUUACCUGAGGGAGAGAAGGAGGGUCAGCUUCAGUGCAGGACAUUUAGAAAUAGACAUCUAUUUUUGUUGACUGGGGACAUUAGCGUUACAGAACUUUUUUUCUCCCAAAUUGAUCCGCAGGUAUCUUAUCCCUGAAAAGGAUGCCAUUGGUGCUUUACAGUGCUUCCAGGCAUCUGAACUGGCCUAGAAUUCUCCAUAUGGACGACUUGAAAAUCUGAGACUUUUUGGAAGAUAGCAAGCAGAGACAAGGCUAAAUUCUGGGGCUGUGAUAUAAAAUAAUAGUGAUAUGAUCCCUUGGAGAGUCUUCAAGAUUUAAAAUAGAGUUAUCAUCUAGGAACAGUAUAAUCAAAAAUAAGUUUGUACACGAAUCAUCCGGCUCAGUUUUUUCCUUAAAUCAUUAAGUAAGUGUUAAAUUUAGGCAAUGUGUUCUAUUUUAGUCUUUAAUCCACAAUUGUUGCUUUCUCUAAUGAAUCAUUGUGACCAUACAAGUGUUCUUGAAUUUUACCACUUGAAAAUGACAUGGGAUGGCAGUGCUUCACACUUCAGCACUAUCCUGAAGUGAAAUGUUAUUUUACUGAUUGCUGUACCUCUGACAGGCCGACUUGUCACGUUCUUUUUUCCUGUUAUUUCACUUUCCUUGAAUGUGAGCUUAGUUUUAACGCUCCUGCACAUUAUUAUGGAUAGCUUUGUCACUUUCGCAUGCCUACAGUGUGUUUUCUUUUAAAUGGUGGAAUGAAACCACUUGAGUUAUCCAGUUUAACAGUUGAGCUCUUGAUUGAUUCACUUGGCUGAAUUUUGUGUGUUUGCUGCCUAGCUGGUGGAUAAUCCCUGCAAACAGCAAAAUGAUGCAUUUCACAAAAGGAUAAAUGGUCCAAUCUAAUUCCCCAUCCUGUCUAUUACAACAAGAUACUGACCAGUUGCAAAAAAAUUUCCAAUUAUUGAAAUCCCGUUUGGCCUGACCCUAGCUGAAGAUUUUGUGCUAGUUCAAUAUAGACUUUUUUUUAUUUUGAGUCAGAUUUAUCAUUGAAAUUACUUUAAUUUUCCCAGUGAUAUGUUGUUACAGCACAGACAGCCAAAUACCUCUGUAUUCACAGCACAUUAAAAUUAAAACCUUCAAAUAGCCUCAAAAUCUCCCCCAUUAGUUCCAAACCAGAUAUUCCAGAUUCUGCGAAUAAUCAAUUCUGGUCACUGGAUUUGUAGCGUAUGCAAAAAAUUAGCAAUUUAUUCACAAUGCAUUAACUUUAACAGAACAAAACUAAACAACAAAAUAAUCUAGAGAUAAUGGGAACUGCAGGUGCUGGAGAAUCUGAGAUAACAAAGUGUG
Stegostoma tigrinum is the source of this 3007-nucleotide messenger RNA. It is a transcript of the gene med27, whose product is annotated as mediator complex subunit 27. The transcript has 9 exons. Bases 25 to 981 code for a protein of 318 amino acids. Gene Ontology annotation, molecular function: transcription coactivator activity. Gene Ontology annotation, cellular component: mediator complex. Lineage: Eukaryota; Metazoa; Chordata; Chondrichthyes; Orectolobiformes; Stegostomatidae. The record is from RefSeq and is a predicted model, not a curated record. Gene Ontology annotation, biological process: regulation of transcription by RNA polymerase II.